CUUUGCUCCCACUCUUCCCCGUUGCUCCCUUCACCACGCCAAUUUCGUCUCCAUUCUCCACACCCGCAUCAAAAUGACGAAACUACCCUUCCUCUUCCUCCUCCUCCUCGUCGUCCUCUCCCCCAGCUCCGCCGAGAUCAAAACCCUAACCAUCACCUCCGACAGCCGCCCCAUGAUCCUCUUCGAGAAAUUCGGUUUCACCCACACCGGGCACGUGACGAUCUCCGUCUCCUCCGUCUCGGUGUCCACCUCGCUCUCCCCGCCGGACCCGUCCCGGCUGGGCUUCUUCCUUCUUUCUGAGGAGUCCCUCCUGCAAGUACUGGUGGAGAUCCAGCAGAACCCUCAGCUUUGCGUCCUGGACUCCCACUACAUAUCCUCUCUGUUCAACUUCCGCGACCUCUCGCCACCCCCCGCUGCCUCCUUCAACCACUCCUACCCAGUCUCCUCCCCUAACGAGUACUCCCUCUUCUUCGCCAAUUGCGCACCCGAGUCCUCUGUCUCCAUGGCCGUACGCACCGAGGUCUACAACUUAGACAGCGACGGUUCUAAGGAUUACCUCUCAGCCGGACGCACCCAUCUCCCCUCCCUCUUCUUCCUCUUCUCCAUCGCCUACUUCGCCUUCCUCGGAUUCUGGAUCUACCUCUGUUACACCAACAAGCGCGUCGUCCACCGGAUCCAUUUGCUCAUGGCCGCGUUAUUGCUCAUGAAGGCGCUGAAUCUGAUCUGCGCCGCGGAGGACAAGCACUACGUUAAGGUCACGGGCACGCCGCACGGGUGGGACGUGUUGUUCUACAUCUUCCAGUUUAUCAGGGUGGUUUUGCUAUUCACGGUGAUCGUUUUGAUCGGGACUGGGUGGUCGUUUUUGAAGCCCUUCUUGCAGGAGAAGGAGAAGAAGGUGUUGAUGAUUGUGAUCCCGCUCCAGGUGCUCGCCAACGUGGCCUCGGUUGUGAUCGGCGAGACUGGGCCGUUCAUCAAGGACUGGGUCACCUGGAACCAGGUGUUCUUGUUGGUGGAUAUUAUCUGCUGCUGCGCAAUCAUCUUCCCGAUCGUGUGGUCGAUUCGGUCGCUGAGGGAGACUUCCAAGACCGACGGGAAGGCCGCCAGGAACUUGGCCAAGUUGACCCUUUUCAGGCAAUUCUACAUGGUCGUGAUCGGGUACUUGUACUUCACGAGAAUUGUGGUGUUUGCGCUCAGGACCAUUGCGGCGUACAAGUACCAGUGGGUGAGCAAUGCGGCCGAGGAGAUUGCGAGUCUUAUGUUCUAUAUGGUGAUGUUCUACAUGUUUAGACCUGUGGAGAGGAACGAGUACUUUGUGCUCGACGAGGAGGAAGAAGAGGCCGCCGAGAUGGCUCUUAAGGACGAAGAUUUCGAGCUUUGAAUUGGGUAGUGAAAGAGAUUUUCUUUUUGCUGGCCCCCUUAAUCAAAUGCACGCUUUGCGGGUUGUUUAGCGGAUCUACAAAUAUAAUUGCUGGGUCAGAUCGCUGUCACUUCUGUUUUGCACUUCCUUUUUUGAUUUUUGGGGAAAAAAACCUGUUUUUAUCAAUGUUCCAUGUUUAUGUGAUAGUGCCUUUAUGCCUGACCAUUGAAAUUUUCAUUUUCACUUCAUAAUGCUGUCAAUGAAUUAUGCAAUAUAGAUGUAGUUUACCUUC
Corylus avellana is the source of this 1649-nucleotide messenger RNA. Its product is annotated as protein CANDIDATE G PROTEIN-COUPLED RECEPTOR 7. Gene Ontology annotation, biological process: transport. The record is from RefSeq and is a predicted model, not a curated record. Gene Ontology annotation, cellular component: membrane; Golgi apparatus. NCBI's taxonomy places the organism in Eukaryota, Viridiplantae, Streptophyta, Magnoliopsida, Fagales, Betulaceae.